GUGGAAAGGUAUCAGUGCUCAUUCUGUCACAACCGUUUCCUGUCUCGAAGCAUCACCAUCAGACACAUCAGCUUUCAUCAUAAACUCAAGAUUAAGUUUUGUCAAAGUAUGGACCCCACUUGGACAAUCGACAAGGCGGUUUGGUCUGAUGACAGUUUUGAACUAAAUGUCAACAAACCCCAGUUUCUGAAAGUGAACAAAAAGAAGGUCAACAAAGACAAGGGAAGCAAUAACUCAGCUGUUGCUGUGGCAACUAACUCUGAGGCGAACCACCAUGUCGAUUCUGCUCAUGCAGAAGGAGUUUCUGAUAAAUAUGUGAUUACAGUUUCCCUGCAGCCUCCAGAAAGGGACACCGCAGUGCAUACCAAGACAGCUGAAACUGUUCAUGAUGAUAGCCCAUCUGAGAGAAAUGAACAACUAAGUAUUCAUACAGUAAGUUCAGUCAACAGGAACGAUACUAAAGACAAUAUUACAUCAGUGGGUCAUGAUAUUCCUUCUGCUUCUUCUUUUUCCAACAUCACUGCUGAUGAGGGCACACCACUUUCUGAUGUGGCCUCUGAAGGAGAUAAUGCCAGCACAACAACCAAAACAGCAGGGGUCAAGGAGGUUUUAGAGACAAGUGGGAAUUCUUUGCUGUUUUGUAGUAUUUGUGCAAUGCAGUUCAGAGGGGUUUCAAGUCUCAGGUAUCACUUGAGAAAAGUGCACAAGAUAACUGUGCAUCAGUCUGAUUUAUCUUCUUGGUAUAGCAGCAGCACACAGAAUAAUAAACAUCAAACAAAGGCAGACACUCAAGUUCAGACAGUCAAUCAGAACAGUGAAAACAACAAAGAGAAAGUGAGCAUUGAGAAAACUGGGGAAAAUGGAACUGUGAGAGUAGCAGGGUGUAAUGAUUCUAAGAAACACGUCAAUGAGUCUCCAGAACUGAGCGUGUCACAUGUGUGCCCUGUAUGUAGCGAGAAGUUUAGUUCUAAAAUCUGCCUCAGUGAACAUUUAAAGUCCCACAGUGAGGAGGAUGUGGAGAGUGUGGGUUUGCAUCGUUGUGAUAUCUGUACUAGUGUCAUGAAGAAUACUCAGCAGGUGACCAAACACAUUAUCAAAGUACAUGGAGUCAAGCAGAUAUUCGUCUGCUCCAUCUGCAAUCGGGAGUUCUACCAGCAGAGCUCUGUUUACAGGCACAUGAAGUUUCUCCACAAAUGGGAGAUCAAGAUUAGAGGAGAAGCCUGCAUUCCAGUCUUUGUGAAACCAGCACCCUUGUCUAUGCAUUCCCCUAUCAAAAAUACAGUUGGUUUGAGAGUUAGAAGAGACUCAUCAGAGGAUAUAAAAAGUCCAGCUGCAAAACAGAAUAUUGGUGCAGAUGAUGUGACCUACAUUAGCUUGGGAACUGGAGGUGUGGAAAAAUUACAGGUCUAUAAAAUAGAUGGUCAAGAAGUUGUCUGUGAGGUUGUUGAUUGUGAUGGCACUAUGACUACACUGACAAUUCACGAAGGUGGUUCUGAUACAGUUGAAGCAGAAGCUAGGCUUUUGGAGGCCAUACAGAAAGCACUGAGUAGUUCCUCAGAAACAGAGACUCUUAUUUCACGCAAUGAUGAACAACUUUCUUCCACACAAGAGUCAAGAUUAGUGUCUGGUAAAGCUAAAGCAGUAUUAGAUACCACCACUGUGACAACAGAGGAUGGAGAAGACAGUUUCCACACAGAAGCAACCACAUCUGACAGUUCUACUAAUUUGUUUGUCAUUGAGGGUGAUGAUCAAACCACACAGUUUUCUGCCACCAAGGAAUUCAUCUCACAUCUGUUUGCAGCGCUAAAACAUACUGCACAGGAAAAGAAAGCAAAUUCACCUGAAACAUCUCAGGUGAUUCGAGUUAAGAAUGUAAAGCAGUCACACAGAAUAAGUGAACCUGAUGCUGUUAGUGUUGGUGGAGUUUUUAACGAGACCACAGAAUCUAAAAAUACACUAGAAACCAGUGAGGCGGUUCCACAGAAGAAGUCUGUCAGAUUAUCAGAUCCUGCACAUGUCAAACCUCCAAUCAUCAUGUCAGUUCGAGACAUUGGUGCUACCUUCGCAAACUGUGGAGCAAGACCUGGGCAUCGGAAUACAUCUGAGUCUGAUGGGUCUAAAACAAGCUCUUCAGAAAAUACGAAUGUGAACCUGCUUUCUGCUUCAGAGGCUACAGAGGAUGUGAGUAAAGGUAUUGCUAAGAAACUGCAGCCUUUAGCAGGAAUUAAGACAGAACCUGACAAAAAUAAAGUCAGAAACUCACAUGAGCUUGAAGAAUCAGGAAAAAAUGUGCAAAAUUUAAAAUUUGCAACCGGUUUUCCUGGGAGAAUAAAAGAAGAGGUCGAUGUUAAAUUACAACAAAACUCAGAUUCAGAGUUGUUGAAAAAUAAAAAUAGUAAGAAGUCUGUAAGCGGCAGUGCAGGUAGCGAGUCUUCCAAAACCAGAAAAAUAGUUCCUGUAGCAAGAACUCAGUCUAAACAUGGUGUAAAAGAGAGAGUAGAUGUAGGCUUGAAAAAAUCUGAUAAAACAAUCAAACAGAAACUCAGAAAAAUAUCUCCUACUAAACAGAAAGUAACAAAAACAUCAGACAUUUCUCAUAAAAGUGCAUUGUCAGAGUUUAUUCAGGCUGGAGAUAACCUUACAUCAAGUGUUUCUGCAAAAGUGAAGGGGUCAAGGUCUUCAGUUCAAAAACCUGCCUUUAACAGCAAGCUUACUACACAGUCAGCUCCUUCUGGCAAAAAGAUGAUCACCCAGUCAAACCCUUCAUGCAAAAGGACAUCCACACAGUUUAGGCCUUCAGACAAUAGGGCGUCCUCAUAUGUUGACAUGCCACAUCCUACAGUAGACAAGAACGUGAAACCUGUGGCUGAAAUAAAAUCUUUAGAAAAGUCUGCCACGACAGAGCCAGCAUUGGUGCAUCGCAGCAGCAGCGGCAGAAUUAUAAAAAGAAAACGGUUUGAUGAUGAGAUAUGA
Messenger RNA from Candidula unifasciata, 2973 nucleotides. The record is from the annotation of a GenBank genome assembly. NCBI's taxonomy places the organism in Eukaryota, Metazoa, Mollusca, Gastropoda, Stylommatophora, Geomitridae.